Molecule: messenger RNA, 1275 nt
Organism: Felis catus (domestic cat)
Lineage: Eukaryota; Metazoa; Chordata; Mammalia; Carnivora; Felidae
Product: T-complex protein 11 X-linked protein 2
Biological process (GO): regulation of sperm capacitation
Cellular component (GO): acrosomal vesicle; sperm flagellum
Source: RefSeq, a predicted model, not a curated record
AUGUGGCAUUGUGUAUGUAAGACUUUGUUGGGGGUAGGAGGACCAUUUAAUAGACUUAUUGAAAUAGUUCAGUUUGGAAGGCAGGUUCAUGGAGACAAUGUACAAUGCUUUUUGGGACCAUCUGAAAGCGCAGCUAUCCAGUACUCCCCUGACCUCACUUAUGCUCUUGAACUUUUAAAAGAAUUUAAGGAGUGUGCACCAGUCCAAGAUGAAGCUGUGCAGAAAGUAGAAAGCAUAACAGAUCCUGUGCAAUUACUGAGAAGUAUCUUCCACGUUCUCAUCCUGGUGAAAAUGGACAUGGUGAGCUAUACUAUCUAGAGCCUUUGACCCUUCCUGCAGGAACAUUAUGUCCAGUAUGAACGAGCUAAAUUUCAAGAACUCCUUGACAAGCAUCCCAAUGUCCUUGAUUACACCACAAAAUGUCUAACCAAAGCAGCAACAGAUCUCAUUACACCAUCUACAAGUUCUUAUGGAUCUUCCAGCUCCUGCAGCUUGGCCUGUUCACCUCCAAGUUGGGUAGCUAAAAACUCAGAUGUCCCCAAUCCCACAAGGGUGCUAUUCCAGAGUUACAUGAACCUUCUCUGGGAUCCUGAUAAUUAUGAGUUCCCUGAGACUUUGCUGAUGGACAAAAUCUGGCUGUGGGAGAUGGAGUCCCAGCUGCACCAGUUAACUAUCCUAGCCUCAGUAUUGCUAAUAGCCAGAAGUUUCUCUGAUAAUGCUUUACUCAGGUUUUCUGAAUGUGAUAAACUGAAGUGCAUAACCAAGGCCCUGACAGAGGAAUUUAUAUCUAGGCCUCAAGUGGCUAUGCUGAGUGUGAGUGAACAAGUGUCUCAGGAAAUCCAUCAAGGCCUCAAAGACAUGGACCUUACUGCCCUGAGAAGAGAAAACAUGGCAUCUCUUUUAGGCCAACUCCAGAAUAUUGCCAAGGAGAACUGUGUUCAUAACAUCAUUGAUGAAUGGAUCAAUGAAUCAAUCCAUAUUUUUCUCAAAUGUUUGGUUCAUGGCAUGCAGGAGUCUCGGCUAGACUUUCCUGGAGGCUUUAUUCUCAUCAAAGGGGAGUUGACAGAACUAGGCUGGAAAUUUUUCAAUCUGAUGCAUCACAAUCAGCAAGUAUUUAGCCCCUACCAUGCCAAAAUCCUAAAACAUAUCAUCCCUUCAGCUCAGGCACAAGAAACAGAAGUGGGGUCUGAUAGUGAUGGACCCCAGAUAUGGCAACAGGGAACCAGGAGAGAGGGCUCACCAUGUUCCUGGGAUGACAUCACCUGUGGUCAAUAG